AUGUUUUGGCUUGUAAUAUCGGUUACUUUGGGGAUCAUUUCAUAUAUGAUUUACAAGAAACACAUUAAAUCAGUGAAAUUUGCUUCAAAUGUUCCUCAACAAUACGAGCAUGCUAUUAUUAUCGGGGGCAGUAUUAGUGGUAUCGUGACUGCUGCUUACAUAUCAAAAUAUUUCAAACGAAUAACAAUUAUCGAAUCAGACGAUGUAUUAAGUGAUACAUUUAUGAAAUCUUCCCCCGAUGAAAUAUUAGAUUAUCGUUGUUGUCUUCAAAGUCCAGCAUCACUAGGACGUUCAGGUGUUAGUCAAAUAUAUCAGGGACAUGUACUUGAAAGUGAAGGAAAUAAAAUUCUACUCGAAUUAUUUUCUCAACUAAAAGAAAAAUUAUUAAAUGAAUAUGGUGUCCGUAUUUAUUCAAUAAAAAACGAAUCACGGCUCGCUGCUAGUGGUAUAUUAUUAAAUCAAAAUUUAACCGCAGAUUUUGACUGGUUGGGUGUUGAUCGUUUUACAUUAGAAAUAGUAUUGAGAAAAGAAUUAUGUUUGCAACUUGGAAAUAAACUUGAAUGGAAAUGUAAUGCAAGAGUAACACAACUAAUUGUUGAUCGAUCAUUAAAUAUUGUUAACGGUAUAAAAUAUCGACUGAAGCAAAAUAUUGACUCGCCAGUAUGUUGUAUGUAUGGCGAUUUAAUCAUUGAUUGUACUGGUCGCAAUACAUCAUCAACCAGAUGGUUAAAAGAGAGUUUUAAUUUAAUCGUACCGACUGUACAAAUAGAUUUUGGUUCUGGCUAUGUUACAUUUAUUGGUGAAAGAUUUAAAACCGGAGAUCCAUUGCUGGAUUUAAUGCCUAUUGUUGGUUGCACAACUAAUACUCCUGAUAAUAAUACAGGGUGUUAUAUAACUCCAAUACGCACAAUAAGAACUGAAGAUAAAAAUUCAUUAGGAACACUGUCAGUAAUUGCGUUUCAUAGCGCCAAUUCAGAAUAUCCACCAAAUGAUUCCUACGAAAAUUUAUUAGAAUGGAUAGAAGAGCAUCUAGAUCCAGAAUAUUAUUCGAUAUUAAAAUCAACAAAAGUACAUAGUCCAUUAGUUCCAUAUCGCCAUGCAAUUGAUGAUCGAAAGUAUGUCGAAUUAUUAGGUAAAAAAUGGCCUCAAAAUUAUAUAUUAUUAGGUGAUGCAAUGUGUACAUUUAAUCCUCAAUAUGGGCAAGGUAUGACACAUGCAUGCAGACAUGCAAGAGAAUUGGGAAAAAUAUUUGACGAGAAUUGUCAUAAGUUAAAAGAUAUUUCUCAUAUUUUCAAUCGUCGUGCUUCAGCAAUUAGUGAAGAAUGUUGGCUUUUGGCGACCACAAAUGAUUGGAAAACACCGACAUUAAAAGUGAUAACAACUGACAAACAUGGUGAAAUUAAAAUUUAUCAACGACAUGGCAAUUCUGCUCAAAGUAACGAUCGUCAACUGCAUUUACCUCUAACGGUUCGGUUUUUGCAAUGGUAUUCUCCUUGGUUUCUUCAAUGUGCAUCCAAAUCUGGACGGUUGUCUACGGAUUUGUUACGUGUUGUUAAUCAGCAAGCCAGUCCAUUUAUACUACUGAAACCAGCAACGUUCUUAGCAGUCUGUCAUAUUGCCUUAAUGAAUUAUUUUAAGUUAUCUAAAAAAUAA
Rotaria sp. Silwood2 is the source of this 1653-nucleotide messenger RNA. The record is from the annotation of a GenBank genome assembly. Lineage: Eukaryota; Metazoa; Rotifera; Eurotatoria; Philodinida; Philodinidae.